This is a messenger RNA of Colletotrichum spaethianum, 2052 nucleotides long. Its product is annotated as AP-3 complex subunit beta-2. The record is from RefSeq and is a predicted model, not a curated record. Gene Ontology annotation, molecular function: clathrin binding. The transcript is spliced from 4 exons. The coding region runs from base 1 to 2052 and encodes 683 amino acids. Gene Ontology annotation, cellular component: membrane coat. Gene Ontology annotation, biological process: intracellular protein transport; vesicle-mediated transport. Lineage: Eukaryota; Fungi; Ascomycota; Sordariomycetes; Glomerellales; Glomerellaceae.
AUGGAGUCCAUCGCGCGAAUAUCCAGUUUGCUUGAGAGUGCUCGAGAGCUCACGCUCGAUGCCGCCUCGGCGACGCGCAGCUCCCGCAGCACCGGCCGCCCUCUCGACCGUACGCAGAUCAAGAAGCUGUUGGACAGUCGAAAUGACCGCGAGGUGCUGGAUGGCCUGCGCCGCGUCCUCUCGAUGAUGUACCGCGGCCAGAAGACACUGCCCUUCUUCUCCUCUGUCGUAAAAAAUGUCGCAUCGCCGAAUAUCGAAAUCAAGAAGCUUGUCUACAUCUACCUCAUUCACCAUGCCGAGCAGGAACCCGACCUCGCCCUGCUCUCCAUCAACACUAUCCAGAAGUCCCUCUCCGACACGAACCCCCAAGUCCGCGCCCUCGCCCUCAAGACCAUGUCCGGCAUCCGAGUCCCCGUCAUUAGCCAAAUUGUGUCUCUCGCAAUCAAGAAGGGCGUGGCAGACAUGAGUCCGUAUGUGCGCCGAGCUGCCGCUCUCUCCAUCCCCAAGUGCUACCGCCUCGACCCUACACAGCUGCCCCAGCUCCUCGAAUAUCUGACCGCUCUCAUUGGCGACAAGCAGUACUUCGUCGCCGGUGCCGCGGUGUUGGCUUUUCUGGAAGUGUGCCCCGACCGCAUCGACCUGAUCCACCCGCAUUACCGGGCUUUGGUGAAGAAGGUCGUGGACAUGGACGAGUGGAGUCAGCUGGCGACGCUGCGGAUGAUGACAUACUAUGCAAGGAAGUGCUUUCCUAGGCGGACGCGCAGUGUCAAAAGUCAGGAAAAGACAGCCGACCUGGGCGACUUUUACGGCGAGAAUGCGCAACAAGGAGGCGAGGAGCAGCAGGUUGUCGUGGUGGACCCGGAUCUGGCCCUACUACUCAACGGCAUCAAGCCUCUUCUGCAGAGCCGUAACUCGGCCGUGGUCAUUGCGGUCACGAGAUGCUACGUCGAUAUCGGAACGCCAGACUACGUCAAGAUUGCCAUCGGCCCACUCGUAGCGCUACUCAGGGGACCACAAGACAUCCAGCAAGUCGCACUCUACAACAUUGUCUCGGUUUGCUUGACGAGACCAACCGACUUUGUCAAGUACGCCAGUCACUUCCUUGUCAGAGCUACAGACCCUGCGCAAGUGUGGGAAUUAAAGUUGGAAAUCUUGACGCUCAUCUUUCCUCACGCGCCGCCCCACAUCAAGAGCCUGAUCCUGAACGAGCUUGAACACUUUUCCGGCUCAACGAACAAGGCACUAGUGAGAGAAGCGGUGCGUGCCAUCGGACGGUGUGCCCAGACGGACUCGUCAACAGCACCAAGGUGUUUGCGGCUAUUACUGGGGCAGAUCACGAGUCUGGAUGGAACAUUGGCCGCCGAGUCACUGACAGUCAUUCGGCAUCUGAUUCAGCAAGACCCCGAAGGGCACGUCGGGACGGUCGUACGUCUUGCGAAAAACUUGGACUCUGCAACGGACCCUCAGGCGAGAGCAACCAUCAUCUGGCUGGUGGGCGAGUUUUCCGGUCUCGAAGGCGAGGACAAUAUCGCGGCGGAUGUGUUGCGGAUCCUCUUGAAGGAUUUUUUGAACGAGGCAGAGGUGGCAAAGGGGCAGAUUCUCCUUCUCGCUGCCAAGGUCUACCUCCAUCACAUAAACCGCCAGAGCGAAAACAAAAGCGAAGACGAAGCGGCGGUGCCUAGUCAAGACGACCACCCCAUCGCGAAACUUUGGGACUAUGCAUUGUUGCUGGUCCGCUACGAUACGUCGUACGACCUUCGCGAUCGAGCUCGCAUGUAUCGAGCUCUCCUUUCUGUGCCCCAACUGGCCACAUUGAUGUUGUUGGCACCGAAGCCUGCGCCGCAGGCUCCCAGUCCGUCAGAGACUCGCAAGGGCUUCAUGCUCGGCUCAUCGACACUUGUGCUGGCGGGCGGAGGCGGCGUCCACGGUCUGCGCGGCUACGAGGGUCUUCCCGACUGGGUAGCGGAGGGUUCGGAGCCGGACCGGCGACUGCGAGAAACGGAGACGCCUUCGGCAUACGGCGAGGAGAAGAGCGUGCCGGCUACGCGGUGA